Molecule: messenger RNA, 5211 nt
Organism: Cottoperca gobio
Lineage: Eukaryota; Metazoa; Chordata; Actinopteri; Perciformes; Bovichtidae
Product: rho GTPase-activating protein 20-like
Exons: 16
Coding region: 188-3493 (1101 amino acids)
Biological process (GO): signal transduction; regulation of Rho protein signal transduction
Molecular function (GO): GTPase activator activity
Source: RefSeq, a predicted model, not a curated record
CUUAUUAUUUUUAACAGAUCACGUGCACGCGCCCUUCUCGCAGACUUAAAAGUUUCCAGUGACUUCUAACAAGCUCGUGUUGGGAUGGUUUCUUCCUUUCGGAGACGGAGGGUGUUAAUGGGAUUUCUCUCCCCCUGCAUCACCUGAAGGCAGUCGGACAGUGAUCCGCAGGGCGUCUGCAGGCUGGAUGGACAACAUGUCUCCGCAGCAGCAGGACAGCCUCAGCCGUGGCGGUGGACAGCAAGGAAACAAGCGGCGGGUGAAGUCUCAGAGUUAUCGACGGCAGUCCGCCCCGUCUCUGGUCAUCACCAAGGCUCUCAUCAGGUCCAAGACUCUCUCCAGAGACAGCUUCCUGGUUCCCGUGUGCCCAGAGACGUGCUCAUUGGUCCAGUCCUUCCUCACCGGCUCUGAUAGGCUGUUUCUCCUCCACGGUCAUGCUCAGUUAAAGACCGGGAUGCAGACUCAGGACAGACACCUCUUCCUCUUCAGCGACAUGCUGGUGAUCGCCAAAGCCAAAUCAGCCAACCACUUCAAGCACAAGGCCCAGGUGUGUGUGCGGGAGAUGUGGACGGCAGGCUGCAUGGACGAGGUGUGUGAGGGGAGCACGAACCCAGAGAGGAGCUUCGUUAUGGGCUGGCCCACCUGUAACUGUGUGGCUAUGUUUAGCUCAGCAGAGCAGAAGGACAGUUGGCUGUCCCUCCUCAAAAGUCAGAUAAAAGAAGAGAAGGAGAAAGAAGAACCCAAAACAAUUCCUCUGAGAGUGUACGGGAAGGGAAUCAAUACUUUUGCUGUUACCAAGACGCUUCCGGUCAGCAACUCAGAUUCGACCAAUGAGGUGGUCCGGCUGGCUCUGCAGCAGUUCAGCGUCAUCGGGAAUGUGAAAGACUUCCAGCUGUGGGUCAUCUCCAAGAGGGACAACGCCCCCUAUCCUCUGAUAGGUCAUGAGUUUCCGUUCAGUAUCCAGAUGAGUCAUGUGAGGCACACGGCGCCCCAGGGCGGCGGCGGUGGCGGUGGCAGCAGCACGGCCGCAGACAGACAGAGGGCCAUGCAGGUGGAGCAGAUGCAGGUGUACAAGCAGUGCCAGUUCAUUAUGAAGCCUCGGCCUGUUGAAACACUGCAUGAACCUGCAGAUUGGUCUCAGAAGCCGUUUAAAAGAAGGCGUUCCCUCAUCACCUGGGCCUUCUGGCGAGGCUCCUCCUCUCACCUGAACGACCUGUCCCUGGCCAGCGCGGCCCGCGGCUGCCUGUUCGGCCGGCCGCUCAGCUCAGUUUGUGUCGAGGACGCUCUGCCAAAGCCAGUAAUGGACAUGAUGGCGUUUCUGUACCACGAGGGUUCAUGGACACGUGGGAUCUUCCGGCGGCCGGCGGGGGCUCGGGCUGUCAGGGAGCUGCGGGACUCUCUGGACGGCGGAGAGUUUCAACUUCCUCUGACAAGAGACCACGUCUUUCUCAUUGCCGGAGUCUUUAAGGAUUUCCUGCGCAGCAUCCCAAGCAGCUUGCUGUGUUGUGAGCUGCAUGAAGAAUGGAUGGAUGUGCUGGAGGAAGAGGAGGAGGAGGAAGAACAAGUGCAGGACGUAAAGAGGAUGAUUUUCCGCCUGCCCAAAGAAAACGCUCUGCUGCUGCGCUACCUGUUGGCCAUGCUGCGCGGUAUCCAGGGCAACGCCGAGGAGAACCAGAUGACGAGCUUCAAUUUAUCCGUGUGCAUCGCUCCCAGCAUGCUCUGGGCUCCUGGAGCGCCCUGUAGCCCUGAGGUGGAGGGAGAGGGAACUAAGAAGGUUUGUGAGCUGGUGAAGUUCAUGAUUGAACACUGUCAGCAGAUUCUGGGAGCGGAUCCCUCCUCCCUGUUCGGAGGGCCGCCACAAAGACUCAACACGGACGAGAUGGGAUCAGACUCGUGGCUGUACCCUCUGACAGACUCGUCCUACGACAGUCUAGAGAACGGGUUGGACAACAGCAGCGGAGGCUCGCCGGGCUUCUGCAGCAGCAGGCGCAUUAGAGCCAAACCACUACAAGGCAGCCUGGAGUCCAUCCUCACGUUCAGCGACUGCGACUGCGACUGCGACCCAGAUCUACAGCAGACACAAACUGACAGCCCGCUGGCUCUGAAGUUACACCCACUGGGGAGAACCAGAUGCAGGAGACACGACGCCGACCUCUCAAGCCCCACCCAGGAUGCACUGACCGUGGAGUCCACCCUGAACUUACUGUCUCUGGGUGGUCGGCACAGACAGCGGCGACGCUCGGAGCCGGCUAUAGCGUACAUGUCCAAGUUUGGCCCGUGUGUUCCAGGGAGUACUGAUGGUCUCUCUGGCGAGGAUGAGGAUGAUGAAGAAGAGCUCUCCAAGAAGCCGAGCAGCCACAGUCUCACUCGCACGCACUCCAGUGGUCAGAUCCGGAGGGGUGGAGGUGAGCCCGGCUCAGCAGCUGUGAAGGUGAGCUCCCCCAGUCUCUCCUCGACCCCCAACUCCCCUGCAGCAACCCGCUCCUCCCUGGACUCUCUGGACUCCCUCAGCGGCGACCACACAUGGGCGACCCGACCUGCGAUUCACCCAACCCGGACACAUCCACCCUCCAGCUCCCCCCCUGUCUCUGCUCCCUCCUCACCCGUAAGCUCUGCGCUGACCUCUGGUGGACAUCCAGACCUGGGUCCAAAAAGCUCCCCGCCCAAAGAAGCACUUAACUGGGGCACCUUAAAGGUUUGCAGGGGCCUCCACCCAAACUCAUGGCUGAAGAAAGGCCGGAGGCUGUCACUCACCCAACAAGACAACCCGGAGAAGGAAGAAGACUACAAGACGGGGGGAGGACCCGCGGGGAAAGCUGUCCCAGAGAAAGGCAAGGCAGGAGGGAAACUGAUCUCCAGCAGACAGCCCAAGCCCAAAAUAUCCUGCAGAGCCUCAAAAGAUGCAGCAGCAGGAAGGAGCCAUGUGAUGGGGAAGCCCCGACUGGACUCAUCCAGCCCCCCCGCUCACCACCGCUCUACGGGGAGUCUUCACGUUCCCAAGUCCACCUGGAUCAGUUCCUCAGACUCCCCGCUCAACAGCCCUGCAGUGAGUGACGUGAAUGAGCUGAGGCAGCCAGCGUUAUUCUACAAGCAGAGUGGGCCGUCUCUGUCCCUGUUCAAGCAACACAAGUCUCACUCUGUGGAGGAGCGAUGCAGCGGCAGGCUCCACAAGCGCCGGGAGUCUGAACCCGGGCGGCAGCUCGUGGACCGAGCCUCCAUCACACAGGCGAGGCGGCCCAGCGACUCCAGACUCAAGGUCUCUGAGGUGGAUACACAGGGGGGGAUACCAGAGUCCCGUUUCUGCCUCUCCCCCUAUGCCACCAAAGCAGUGAAGGACUACUUCUCCUCUCACCCGCGCAGUAACCCCCAGAGCAGCCAGCAGGUGGCGCUCGCCCUGAUGGAGAGUCGCAGGGAGUGGCUGAAGAGAUGCAGCGAUCCCUCCGCAGAACCAGACUUCGACCAGCUUCUGUUUGCUGAAGAGUCUUACGUCUGAGAGCGAGCGUGACGCGGAGCUAAACUGGAAGACAAAGAAUACACGUUAGAAAUACUUCACUGCUGUUUUCAACAUAAAAGCAUAGUUAUUAUGUGUCUGCUUUUUGGUGUUUCAUUAGACGACAUUGAUCUACAUCUUAGUCUUUCACAGCACUUCACAUUUAAGUAGUUUACUUUGGUAGAACAAACAAGGAGAAAGCAAAACCAGGUCCAUUUAGUUUUAAACACAUACUUAGAUAAGUACAUUUUAAACUUAGUGCCAGUAAGGGAACACGUUUGCUUGAAUGUCCUCAAGGCUGGAUUUACACAUGCAGAAAGAAUUCUACUUUGUAAUCUUAUAUAUAUUGAAAUAAUACGUUUAUCACAGUCUAAAUGAUGCAUCAUCUCACUUUUAAACUAUAUCAGGCCAAAGUUAAAACCUGCCAAUUUAAACUACCUGGUGUUGCCUUUUUACAGUAGAAUCUCUCAUUUAAAUUAACUUUAACUUCAUGAUUUAAAUCUCUAAAAAUAAAGCAUACGUACAGUUUAUAGAUGUUUAAGGAUUGCACUUAUUAUACUGAAUCUAUUAUUAAGUAAACAUGAGUUUUGAUCAAAGCAGACGCUUAAUAAACACAACGUUUUACAACUUUUAUGACACACGAUUAAAAAAUUAACGUACAAUAAUUGCAUUGGAACAUAAUUAAUAGGAGACAAUAUGUAAUAUAAUUAGUUUUGUUUUAGGCGUGUAGUGUAAAUGCAGCCUGGCUACACACUGACUUUAACUAGAACUUUGCUUUAAGUCAGUUUAAACAACAUCUUAUAUAAUCAUGAUUGUAGUUUUGAUUCCGAACCAUCUCUUCAUAUUACUGGUAGAAUCUUAACUUUAAUAAAUAUUUUACAAAUUUACACAAGUUGACUUUUGUAGAUUAAGGUCACGUGAUCAUUCGCUAUUAAUGAAACUGUGCUUUUAUUGUGAAAUCUAUACUGGUGUUCCGCAGGUCAACGAUACUAAAGUAUAAAAACGAUCAAGUGUUGAGUCUUUGCCCUUUAAAUAUUAUAACAAUAUACUUUUUUGUACACACAUUUUAAUCGCUUGUUGCAUUAGCGUUUACAUGUCACGUGUUCCAGCAGCACAAUUUGUAGGUAUGAUCCUUGUUUUCUAUUUGUUGCCAAAAAAUGUGUAUUUCACACACGCCUGUAUUGAUUAGCUUUCAUUACAUGCUCACAAUGCUCCUGUUAUGUAAAUAUGAUCCCUCGAGGAUGUUUUUCAAACUUUGUGUUAUGCAGCUCAGAACUUUGUUUAAAUAGGCCACAAGACUGUUGCUUUAUUAUAUUGUCUAUGAUCGAUUAUAUAAAUAUAUAUUCAUACGCUGUGUUAACAACCUGCUUUUACAAAUAAAAUGACCUGAUUAACGUGACACGUAAUUAUUUGUUUAUAUUUGUUGUGGAAGAAACACAAUAUUUUUCUUUCCAGCAGAAUAUAUAGAACUUGAUUCACAUGCAAAUAGAAAGGUGCUUUUUUUUAUGAAAUUAUUUUUCACUCUUUGGUUUUUAAUAGAAUGUAUUAAAACAAAUUGUCCGUAAGUUUGCUCGGUGAGCCCGCAGCGCAUUGAGGGGGAGAUGACAGCACUGAACAUGUUGUAUUAUAAGCUUCUCGUCCUGUAGUCUGUAGGAAAUGUUUAUUGUUAAUAAAUAUAUCAGCUGUUGGUGAAAUGUGCAUUGUUUCCAUCAGCGCUGUGC